Messenger RNA from Drosophila hydei, 1605 nucleotides. Its product is annotated as organic solute transporter alpha-like protein. The record is from RefSeq and is a predicted model, not a curated record. The coding region runs from base 438 to 1415 and encodes 325 amino acids. Gene Ontology annotation, molecular function: transporter activity. Lineage: Eukaryota; Metazoa; Arthropoda; Insecta; Diptera; Drosophilidae. The transcript has 4 exons. Gene Ontology annotation, biological process: transport.
GCGAGCUAACGACACACGGCGCGGCAAAUCGAAUCGCUAGAGUGAGACAGUGCUUAAUUGUAAGAGUGAGAGCGGAAAUGUAAUUGGCAUUGCCGUCUCUAGUUAACUCAACACUUUCUCCGGUGGAAGCGGAUGCGGGUGCUUAACAGAUUGCGCAAACUUUGAGAUACAUUUAUGAGUGCUAACAAAACGGCAAAAGGCAAAAGGCAGCCUCGUUCGCCGGAAGAGUAGACGCAUCUGUUCACAGACAGUCGCACAGUUUUGUUUCAGUGAUAAAAUGUGAAGUGCGGCAACUGAAGUGAAACAAAGUUGAGAAAAGAAAAAGAAGUAAAAACACUAAACAUAAAAGCAGCACAAGUCAGCUGCAAAGCCGCCAGCUUAAAACUUGCCCUAGUUCGAAUUUAUCAUAAAUUUACGCACACAUAAAAUAGUAAAAUAUGAGUUCCCCCGAGGACUUUGAGAUGCUGCGGCUGCAGGAGCAGCAGGAGCAAGUCAAACUGGAACGGGAAUUGCAACAGAAUCACACCAUCAGUAUGCACAGCCAUCCCAGGCUCUCAGAGUAUUAUACAUAUAUGACGGCCUUUGUCUCGCUGGCCAUCUUCGUGGCCGCAAUGCUGACCAUACUCAACAUUUCCAUAUAUUUGACAACUGUGUCGCGGCUGCGUCGUCAUCUCAACAAGCCGCUCCUGAUUCCCUCCAUAGUGAUGGUCAGCCUGUAUCCGGUCAUAUCGGUGGCCGCCUUGGUCACCAUACUGGUGCCGUAUUCCUGGUUCAUUUGCCACACUGUGAUGCACGCCAUGUUCAUGGUAGGCGGACCCACUUUUCGCAUGCUGCUCUUUCGCUAUGUCGAAUCGGAGCAGAACUAUCUGAAGGAAACAUCCGGCGAGCCGGUCGCACUGAAUACACCGCCCUGCUGCUGCUGCUGCCUCUGCUUGCCCAUGGUGGUGCCGACGAAGGCGAAGCUGUGCAUCUCCCGCUACAUGGUCUGGCAGAUGCCCUUCUGGCAGGGCAGCAUUAUGCUGGUCAUGAACAUUCUCUACUAUCGUGAUCUAGAGCUGUACCAUGAGGUGGUCUACUUCUUCAUACCCUUCAUCAUCGCGUCCAUUGUGCUGGGCGCCUGGUCGCUGCAGAUCACGGUGCGCAUGAUCACCAAGCUCCAUGGCGACUAUCAGCUAAGGAAGAAGAUGUUCUGCCUGCAGUUGGUUGUGCUGCUCUGCAAGUUGCAGUAUUUGAUACUCUACGAGCAGCUGAACUCCCUUAAGCUGGGCGGCGAAUACCCCAUCAAUCAUACAAUUUACAAGCAGACCAUCAUCAAUAUUCUGAUACUGGUCGAAAUGGUGCUUGUAUCCAUGUUGGCACAGAGCGCCUAUCGCAUACCCAUUCAAGUGCAAAUCGACGACUCGAAUCGCAAGUGAUCGAAUUGCAAACUUUAGUUGGUUAGUGACACGAGUAGCAAAAGAUUGUGAUAAUUUAAUAAAGACAAAUUAGAUUAAAAUAAUAUAGAGAUGAAAUUUAGAGAAUAAAUACAUAUUAUUGAUUGAUGUGAAAAUGAGAAGUGUAUGGAGAGACAACAAAUUUAUUGAGACAAAUAGCAAUUUGGAUAAC